Messenger RNA from Nylanderia fulva, 1048 nucleotides. Its product is annotated as trypsin Blo t 3-like. The record is from RefSeq and is a predicted model, not a curated record. Gene Ontology annotation, biological process: proteolysis. Gene Ontology annotation, molecular function: serine-type endopeptidase activity. NCBI's taxonomy places the organism in Eukaryota, Metazoa, Arthropoda, Insecta, Hymenoptera, Formicidae.
CGUGAUGUUCACAUUCAAUCAAACGUACGCUGUUGUCGUUCGAGAUGUUGUUCGCAGCUUUAUUUCUUCUUAUUGUUAGCAUAAUUACCAUCUCCCAAUCUGCCGUAUUGCAGUACGACUCACAGAUCAUAAAUGGGGAAGAUGUAGCGCCGGGUGAAAUACCGUAUCAGGUCUCCCUGCAGAACAGAAAAACUUCCUCCCAUUUUUGUGGCGGUUCUAUCCUAAAUGAAUAUUAUGUGAUUACUGCCGCUCACUGCGUCAAAAACCGAAUACCUGCGGACAUCACAAUCGUCGUCGGCACCGUAAAUUUGAACCGCUCAGGCGUAUCGCGUAUAAUUAGACAGAUAAUUUCCCAUGAAAAAUAUGAUCCUGAUAAUUCAUGGCUUAACGACAUUGCAUUGAUCCAGGUGUUCACUCCGUUUAAACCAUCAAGUUACAUUGGAUUCGUAACUUUACCCAAACAAGACGAAAUUGUUCAGCAAGGUACUGCGGCAAGAGUUUCCGGAUUCGGAAGAUUAUCGGAAGACGGACCCGGAUCCAAAAUCUUACAACGGGCUACUAUUUACAUAGUCGAUCAAGAAUACUGCAAGAAUAUGUACAACAAGAUUCUAUAUAAUAUCUACGAUAGUCAAAUUUGUGCCAACAAUCCUAAUAUCUCCAAAGGAUCUUGCAAAGGUGAUUCGGGUGGCCCUUUGAUUGCUAAUGAAAAACUUGUCGGGCUUGUAUCAUGGGCAAAAGGCUGCUCCCUUACUGACUAUCCGACUGUGUACACCCGCAUACCUUCGUACAUCGAUUGGAUUGAGAAAAAUGCCGUAUAAAUAUAGUAUUUAUACAGAUUAACGAUUGCAGGAAAAUCAAUAACACUUUAGAUUAUAUUUAUUGUUUCAUUUUAUUAUAUCGCGCUAUUAUUGUAUCGUCAAUAAUAGUUAUUUUGUUCUAUGGAUAAAAGUGUUAUUCUUGACGUUUGUCAAUCUUGCUAUGUCUUGCUUGGCUAAUUGCUAAUAUAAUAAAAUUUAUCAUAAAUGCAGAAAAUGAUUGUGUUAUAAUU